Messenger RNA from Anisakis simplex (herring worm), 3636 nucleotides. Lineage: Eukaryota; Metazoa; Nematoda; Chromadorea; Rhabditida; Anisakidae. The record is from the annotation of a GenBank genome assembly.
AUGCAAUGGCAUGCCAACACAGAUCACUUGACGUUAACUAUGAAACCACCACCAACUGCUCCUAUUACCAAACGAUCAUUAUUACGUUACAUUGCACAAUUUUUCGACCCUCUAGGCUUCCAAGCACCCGUUAUAAUAACUUACAAAAUAUUACUGCAAGAUAUUACUAAAACGGGCGCUGAUUGGGAUGAACCCUUGAAGCCUCAAUAUCAAAAUCAAUGGUCAAGACUACAAGCGUACUAUUCUCAAUCACCAAUCAAAAUCGCAAGGUUACAACCAAUGGCGAUGGCAGAAUUGCACAUCUUCGCUGAUGCAUCAUCUCGCGCAUAUGCCACUGCAAUUUACUUCAAACAAGAAAACCAAGUAACUCUUUUCUACGCAAAAGCUCGACUAUGUCCAAUCAAAGGGCUAACAAUACCACAACUGGAACUUCUCGCAAUUCUCAUAAGUGUUCGCGCAAGUAACUUUAUAAUCAAACAGCUUAACCUUGUGAAUAUCAAACGAACAAUAUGGACCGAUAGUAAAUGUGCGCUAGCCUGGAUCAACUCAGGCAGCAGUGAAAAAUUGUCGCGCUACGUUCGAAACCGAUUGAACGAAGUACGACUUACAAAAGAUAUAGCGUAUGCCUAUGUACCAACCGAAGACAACCCAGCAGACGUGGCUACAAGGGGUUUGUCUUGGGAAAACUUCAUCACAGAAGAUAAAUGGUGGAAUGGCCCACGAUGGCUUCGAAACGACCAGUCAAAAUGGCCAUUCACUCCAACUGUACCCGCUCAUGGAAAUGAAAAUACGCCCGAUCCACCUUCUAAAGUAGCAUCAAAUGCAUCGACAGUUAUCCAAUGUCUCGAACCCACUCAGUUCAUAGACGCGAAAAAAUUCAGCAGUUGGACACGUCUUGUCGAUAUUGUUGCAUGGAUGUUACGAUUUCUACACAAUGCACGUCACUCAACAAAUACCUACUUAGAUGAGAUAUCAUCUACCGGUCUCCUUAGCGCAAAUGACCGUCGUAUAGCCGAACAUUAUCUUAUACGACAGGUUCAAAACAGUUCGAUCUCAACAAAAGAGAUACAACGUUGGCAACUUAUUCAAGACGCCAAAGGCAUAUGGCGAUGUCAUGGUCGCCUCGCAGAAACUGUUCUACCACGUGCUGAACAAUUUCCUAUCUUCUUGCCACGUGGCGUUUAUGAACGCUUGAUCGGACUGACAAAGAACUGCAUGCGAAAAGCCGUAGGGCGCCGAUUAUUAACCGAUGCCACACUUCGCACAUUCGUCACAGAAGUCGAGGCAGUCCUGAACGAACGACCACUCACUUACGUCGAGAAUGAGAAUAUAGAAGUUCUUCGUCCAAUCGACUAUCUCCGACCACGAGCACACUUAGCCCUCAGUAUGAAAGAAAAUGCUGAAAUGGAAGCCGAAUUCAACCCACACCCUCCAUCUACACGUCAGCAGUUCCUAGACGAAUGGCGAAAAUCAGAAGAGUAUCGGAACAAGUUCUGGAUAAUCUGGUCACGAGAAUAUCUCCAACUUCUUCGAGAGCGUGAACAACAGCUCCAUAAAGGACCAUACGCCCAAGAACGUCGCACUCCUAGAAUAGGAGAAGUUGUUCUACUGAACGAGCAAAACCGUCCUCGUUGCAUGUGGCGACUAGCUCGAAUCGUCGAAACGCCAGAAGGUUCGGGACAUGCGAUUCGGACAGCUCGAAUCAAAUUAGCAACCGGACGAACCCUAGUCCGUUCUAUCGCACAUCUAUAUCCGCUCGAAGUGACUCUUACGGACACUAUCGCGAACAACUCCACGCCAACUCCCAAACAAACUCAAUUUCCCCGUCUUAACUCAACAUUUACUCAUCACACAACAAUCCUCACCAUCGUAUCACUUAUAAUGCUCGCAGUACCAGCGCAAUCAACUUUCAGCGCACAGCUCUGCCCUUACAAACAAACGGGAAUAUUCAUGCGUCUGCCUCCUCCAAUAAAUUGUACUUCUAAUGUAAUACAAAAUUGGAGCCGUCAACAAGCAGCUGUAUAUAGAAGACAUCUAAUACCAUUAAACGCAACAUUCUGCUCGAAAUACACCAGAACGGUUUGCACUUGGGCUUUCCUCCGAUGGAGUUUGCAAGUUGUAAGCGAUGUUCACUCGAUUGACAGUGUCCCACUCAAAGACUGUCAGAAACUACACCAACAAAAAAGUCUCGGCUCAAUCGAACUGCAAUCAACAAAUUCGUCUCAUAAAUGGACAUCACGAAAUCCUGUCCAUUAUUCAUAUGCGUUUUUCGGGGAGGAUUGCCAGUCAACCGUGAACUACGCAGUUGAAGAAGGCGAAGUUGUCCUAUUCGAUGGGCACAGUUCAAUCGAUAGCUUCACACGCACAAAAGGCUGUUCACCCAAACAGAAUCAUUGUUUCACCGCCCACGAAACCAUAAUGUGGAAUAUCUCUGAUCUCCACAGUCAAUGUCAAUACAAAUUAGAUGGAAUUUAUGCAGCACAAGUUUCGUCAACCGAAAUCUUCGUACACAUCCUACAAGAAGCCUUCGUAAUAAUUCCGAAACAACCAGCCCUCCUGCAAGGCUGUCACAUAACUAAUCCAGUAUACACUGAAAACGACAUCGUCAUCUCAUUCGACUCCCCAGAAACACAUGAUCCACUACAAGAUGACGACGCAGUAGCACAAGAAGAAUCCAGAAUAUUUAUGCAGGAAAAGAUAAAAGGUCGACCGAACAUAAUAAAUCCUGUGCUGCAAUACUUGCAAGACAUAGAGAGGAAAAGAAAUGCACUCAAAUGGUGCUCAGUGAAAAAUGAAUUCCACGCAAUUGUACGUUGGAUAAGUAUUCACGACCCGACAUCCGCUGUCCGACUUCUAUUAGGUCGGUCAGAUGUCUCAGCUCGCCAAGUUGGACAUACACUACUAGUCUCCAAAUGUCACAGGGUACCAGCUACAGACAUACGCUGGGACCAUCAUAGGAACGGGAAAUGCUUCGAACGGUUACCAGUAACUAUCGACGGAAGAAAUGUAUUCGUGGAACCAUACACUCACGACGUCGUGACCGAAUCACAAGAAUUAUCAUGCACGCUGUACAAAUUGCCUGUGAACGUCAGCGAAAUCGCAGAUAACAACUUAGAAAUACUCACAAACAGAACGAUACAAACAAUCUUCAACGCGAAACAGCCAAAAGACAUUUCUCUCCAAUUCAUUCACUUAGCCUUGGAUCAUCUCCAGUCGUCGAACCUAGCAUAUGAAGAGAGUUCGACAACAAAUCAGACGCAAAGAUCGUGGUGGACGUCUUCAGAAGAACAGUUGAAAGAACUGGGACAUCAAGUCGAAAAGACGACAGAAGAAAUAUCGCAAACUUUAAUAAGUGUUGCACACUACUGGCGAUGGAUCACAGCUGGAGGAGCGUUAGUGAUCACCGCAGCAGCCGCAGUCUUCAUUUGCGUACAAUGCCCAGUAAAAGAAUUGCAGACACCUUUCUCACAACAGGAGUCAACAACAGAUGCUGAGAUGUCAGACUCCCCGCCCUUGCAAACAACAGACAGGAAAAUUCGGCCGGUAUCGCACUACCCAUACAAACCACCUGCAAUCCCAAACUCCCUCAGAGGGCCCCUUCAACGCAAACAACACCGCAAUUCCAGCAACUUUUGA